UGUCAGAUUUGGGACAUGCCUGCUUCCUGCUUUCCACAAGAUCCUGCCUAUAAGUUCCCUCCACUCCCUAGCCUCUCAUGGUCAAUUAGCUUUCCUGUGUUGAUUGUAUCGCAGUGGUCUUGUGGCGCCGAUUUGGACACCUCUCAUUCCGUGUCCCACAAUCAUGCGGUUUUGUUGAGUUCCGAGUUUACACCCACCGCAUUGUACCCAGUGUGCCGCUUAUCCAACGCUCUCAACAUGUCGUAUAAGAGCACCAUUCUCUGUCUCUUCGCCGUACUUCUGCAAUGGCAGUUGUGGAGUGUUGCUUCUGCAAUUGGCCUAGUUCCUCCCAGAGGAUAUAGCGUGGGAUUCACGGGAACCAUUGCGAAGGGUUCUCAGACAUAUGUCUGCAACCGCGGGUCUUGGACGAGGACGGGCUCUUCUUCUAAUCUGUACGCACAGGAUGGUUCAAAGCUUGGGACGUACCGGUCCGUCUACAAUGCGAAGACGCGGGUGGUGACGUAUUACUGGAACAUCAUCAACUCUGCAGGGGGCUAUUACGAAUCUGGCCAAUCUAUCAGCGGUCUGCAAGCUACGCUUGUGAAGUCCGUGAGGGUUUCUUCGUCCGCAAUCCCUGAGUACCUCGCCAUCGUGAAGGUCCAUCGCGGUUCAGGGGACGCUUCGCAGGUUGCGUUUGUUUCGCUCACGAGGACCAAGGGUGGUCUGCCUCCGCGCAAAGCUCUGUGCGCGUCCAACGGUGCCACAUCCGGCGUCCCGUUUGGGGGAACUUUCAAGUUUUACAACCAAGACCGUGAACCUCCUCGCAUGCCAGCCUCUAUCACCCCCAAAGCAACCUUCGUUCAAGUCGUGUUUCUGGAAGGAAAGGUGACGUACAAGUUCACCGGCGGGAAAUGGGUGUACCAGGGCAUUUUUGCCACCAUUGCCGAGGUCGCGGGCGGAAACGCUUUGGGCAAGUUUGGCACUGCCACGAGACCAGACCGAUACGGCAGCAAGACGAUGUGGCAGUUCAAGGGGCCUAGCGGAUACUGGCUGUCGGGACAAAUGUGCACCAGGCCCGUACGCAUGGAUGUUGAAGGGUUACCGUGGCAACUGCUGAAGAUCACCACAUCCGGAGGCGCCGAGAGCCCGAUGGGGAAAUACACGUACGCGUUGGUGGGCGGGACGCUAGGAGGUCUGGCGCCGAGGCUUGCACCGAGAGCCAGUGGAAUGACAUGGAGCUCUCCCUUCACGGCGCAGUGUUAUCUGUAUGUAGCUUAAGCUGGAGCACGAAGUCUGGUUGUGUGAGGGUAGUUGUGGGGUGCGGAUUCGGCGGUCGACAGGAACCCAGUGUGAUGCCGCCAUAGCAGUGGCAUAUGAUAUGUAGGAGCAGGAAAAAUUGCUUCCAACGGUGCGAGGUGAUCCUCCGGUGCCUGAUGGAGCUGGAUGGCCGCGGGCAUGGAGCUGUAGUACCGAACCAGGGAACAAUGGCAGCACGAGUCAAGCCUGAUGGUCCUCAAAUAAGCUGUUUCAGGGGAUGAUGCGGCACAGUUUCGCAUAAUUUUUUCUCAAGUGUUGCAGAGUUGGCAAUGUACCCAA
Molecule: messenger RNA, 1575 nt
Organism: Physcomitrium patens
Lineage: Eukaryota; Viridiplantae; Streptophyta; Bryopsida; Funariales; Funariaceae
Source: RefSeq, a predicted model, not a curated record